UUUCUUCUGCUAAAAACUGCUAUAUCAUAUGGUGUUGAGGAAAAACAUGAAAAAAAUAACUCAGUCGAAUUGUUGAAUCGUGAUACUGGAGAAAUGAUUCCUGACAAUAUUGUUAAGUUAUCUGAAAUUUUUGACGAUAUCAAAGAUGAAAAUGACUUUUUUCCAGAUUCAGGUCUUCUUUUAUUCGAUGAGGAUACCAGUUUUGUAUCAUUGUCUGCUACCUUACUGUUAUAUUUUAAAGAAAAUAUUCUAGAUCGUCAAGAAUGUUCUGAUGAUGCAGAAUGGUUCAAUAAGUUGUUUCAAUUUUUUAAUUAUAUUGUUAAACGACGAGUCGAUCGGGUAAACGAAUGGUAUCAACAAAACACAGAAAAAUUUUCACCUGAUAACAUUGAUAUAAAAGAUGGAAAAUAUGUUUUAGAUCAGGCUAUAAAUCAACUUUCAUUGUUUUGGACAUUAUGUGGACUUUCUUGUCAAAAAUGCAAUUUGAAAUGUUUAAAACACCGACACCACGAAGAAGCACAUGAUUGUUUAACCGAUCACAAAUGCCAUGCAAAAUGUGAAUUUGAAGAAUCUCAUCCAAACAGAUUGUUUCCACAAUGUCAUCACAGAGCUGGCCAUGAUGGAAAACAUGCGUGCGAAGCAAAACUAUGUAUUUUCAGCGACAAACGUAAUUGUCAGCAAAAGUGUGCACUGGAGAUUGGUCACGAUAAUGAUAAACAUCUAUGCCAAUCAAAACGUCAUUUCUGUGGGGCUCCAUGCUCCUUACAAGUUAAAUUAGAACUAACAGGAAAAGAUAAUUACUUUAAAUGUUCUAACAAAUGUAUUGUUCCAUGUGAAGAUGAACAUGAAAGGCAUAAAUGUGAGAAUGAUGCAGUAUGUCCGAUCCAAUGCCCAAUUCCCCAUUGUCAACGUAGAUGUCAAAGCAAUGAUCAUUUUCAUGCUUUUGAAGAUAAUCUAUGUGAAGAAGCAGGAAUCUGCAAAGUUUCAACAGAACCUAAAAAACAAGAGGAAACAUAUCAAGGAUUAGUAGCAGAAACUUCUUUCACUUUUACCAAAUAUAUCCAAUCAUGUGAAAGAUAUAAAUGUGGAAAAAUGAUCCCAGCCGGUGCUUUUAAGCAUGAAGGAAAACAUUCUCAUGGAGGAAAUAAUUUUCACUAUUGUGAUGCUAAAUGUCCAUUCUGCGAAUAUUAUUGUAUUUUACCGUAUGGACAUCCACAACCAUUACACGACACUAAGCACGGAAAUAUGAUACAAACUGAGUUUACCGCAGAAGAAACUGAUUUUAAAUAUGGAGAUUAUAAUUUAAAAACAGGCGAUCAAGGAACAUUUGUGCUUUGUAAUUUGUGUUGUAAAGAAUACGGGCGUCAUCGUCACAUUGAUUAUUGUAAAGAUGAAUCUUCAUGCACUCCUAAUGCUCAUAAACAACACAUUGUUGGCGUCGUUCACCCUAAUCCAGAAAAAAAGAAGGAUUUCAUUUCUCAUUCACUUUAUUGGCAAUAUACGGGCUUUAAAGAUCCUUAUUCAAUUAAUGAACAAGAAGAAUUUUCAAAGUGCGAUGCUGAAUGUCCAGAUGAAAUACAUCAGAAAGUGAAAGGGUCUAAUGUAGCACCUAUAAAAUCAUUCUGUGAAUUACAAUUAUUUCAUCCUCCUAUUAAUCCGUCUAAUGUCCCACCAAGUGGUAUUGGUUAUGUUUCACUCGAUGGACAUCACUUUACAUGUGAAAAUCCUUCAACAAGGGAAGGAUUAUUUCAUAUUAUUUUUGUCAUAGAUAGAUCUGGUUCUAUGAGUGCUAAUGAUAAAAAGCCAUUACCAAACACACCUGUUUAUAAUCAAGUACGAGCUCAUAAUAAUAGGGCAGGUGCUGUUUACAGUGCAGUUUAUGCUUUUAUGGAAGCAAGGAUUGCAGCAAAAUCACAGCAGCAAGCUACAAAUAAGGAUAAAAUUUCAUUGAUAUCAAUCUAA
Molecule: messenger RNA, 1962 nt
Organism: Dentiscutata heterogama
Lineage: Eukaryota; Fungi; Glomeromycota; Glomeromycetes; Diversisporales; Gigasporaceae
Source: the annotation of a GenBank genome assembly